AGCAAGCUUUUCCAUACAGAGCUUCCCGAACUAAAUUAUGCUUCUGUAUCUCUAAGACAAUGUGGUAGCCAGAAGGGAGUUUCCACAAUGGAGAAGAGGGAAAGUGGUAAUCAUGCCAUUGAUCAGAAUGCAGGUCAGAGCAUCAUGCCAAGAAGAAAUACAGGAAAUCUUAACUACUUGAAUGUAGAUAUGCAGGUUGCCAAUCCAUCAGAAGCAGCUGCACUUUUUGAUUUACAUCAAGCACACCAUUUUGGUGAGUUUGAACACUCUUCAGAGCUGCACUGCAAGCAGGAUCUGUUCCCUAAGUGGCACUUGCCAAUGAAGAUAGCAUCUGUGAUCUCAUUAUUAACAUUUAUUUACACUUCCAUGAGAGAUGUCAUAUAUCCUUUUAUAACCAGAAAGGAAAACGUUUUCUAUAAAAUUCCAAUCCUUGUUAUAAACAAAGUUUUACCAGUGACUUCAAUUACCCUUUUAGCAUUAGUGUAUUUACCAGGAAUAUUAGCUGCUGGUUUCCAGCUGUACUUUGGCACCAAGUAUAAAAGGUUUCCCCAGUGGCUGGAUAGAUGGAUGUCAUCAAGGAAACAAUUUGGACUUCUCAGUUUCUUCUUUGCCACACUGCAUGCCUGCUAUAGCCUGUGCUAUCCAAUGAGAAGAUCAUACAGAUACAAGCUGCUGAACUGGGCAUUCCAGCAGGUCAAACAAAAAAAAGAAAAUGCCUGGAUUGAACAUGAUGUUUGGAGAAUGGAGAUUUAUGUGUCUCUAGGAAUUCUGGGACUUGCUUUGCUGGCGCUGUUGGCAAUAACAUCAAUUCCAUCUGUCAGUCACUCUUUGACCUGGAGAGAGUUCCACUACAUUCAGAGCAAGAUGGGAUAUUUAGCCCUGCUGCUGUGCACUGUUCACGCCCUGGUGUUUGCUUGGAAUAAGUGGGUUGAUGCUAACCAAUUCAUCUGGUAUACGCCACCUUCAUUUAUGGUUGCAGUUUUUCUUCCUAUUGUAGUUCUGCUUUGUAAAUGCAUUCUGCUCCUCCCAUGUUUUAGGAAGAGGGUAAGAAAAAUCAGAAGUGGUUGGGAAGCUAAGACACAAGCCAAUCAAGCCAGCAUAACUUCCAGAUUGUAGAUCAAAUAUGGACAUUUUCCAUCUAUGUAUGGAAAUAUGCUCAAGGCCAUGAAAUUUUCAUUCGUGAGCUGUGUUUUCACAUUUGCUAUAGAUGUUUCUUUCUCACUUUUCUUUUUGACUUCAGAAUUAUGAGAUACUUGAUGCAAUUUUCGUCAUUUUCAAAGAUGGAAAAUGAAAACAUUUAUUUUACACUUUAAUCUAUUCAGUGUUUUGGUAUUUGAUGAUUUCUUUCUUCUGGCUCACUGCUUUUAAAAUCCAAGUGUUUCAUUGUCUCAAUCUCAGUUCUUUUGUAUGCAAAAGCAAUCAUAAAUCAUUUCUCCAGAUGACCAUAGAAAGCAAAGAAACGAUUACACCACAGAGCUCAGGAAUGCUUUCUGCUUCGCACAGCCAUGUGUAUACCUUCACGAAAUCUCAGAAUUAUAAUGGGACAAAAACGAGAGUAUUUAUCAUCCCGUUGCCUCUUAGCACCUGCAGCCUCUGUUUCACUAUGCUGAGUGGAGACCUUGGCAUAUGAGCCAGACAGAAACUGUGUAUUCCUGUCUUGAAUGUACACAACUGGGCAAGCAGAAUUACAGGGAUCUUUACAAGGUAAAUAUCUCCUGAGGGUAGGGCACAGUCUAAAAAAACAGUUUUUGGAUUCAGAUCUCCAUCUUAUCCAGAACCGGGUGUGUCUCUGUUUACUUGAAACCAUGAAACAUUUCCCAUUUUUUAUUCCAUGAACAUGUUCUUCUGUUUCUGAUGCUGGAAAUUUUCCACGCUUUUGACCUAAGCCUACAGCCCUUAACAUGUGUUAAACUUUAUUUGCACAAAUUAUUCCAGUGGGAUAACUCUAUCAGGUAAGUGUGUUUUUUUGUUUACUCUAGAGCCAGCACAAUUGUGUGACUGGAAGAAAAACAUUAAAAAUACACAUUUGAAUCUUGCCAUUGAUUUGGUGAGAUUCUUGUGUUAAAUGAUUUCCAAAUGCAUUUUCUUUUACAGGAAUUUUCUAGUAACUUUAAUAAGCUAAUUAAAACCUGCUUUCCUUACAUUGCAUAGGUCUGGCUGAAAGUUUUAAAUUAAUAAUUGAUUUGUUAAUAUCUGUUUUGAAAUAUGUUAAUCAGUAGUAAAUAUUUUCACCCAACAUCAGGAGCAUUUCUGCCAGUCUGCCUGCAGGAAUUGACUAGGACUUAGACUGUUGAUGCUACAUAUUGCUAGUAUCCUCUGAAUGAGAACUGUAAUUGCUAACAGCUCUGGUAUUAAAACAAACAGGAAAACAACAUAUACCUAAAAAAAUAUGUAAUACAUGGUGCUAAUGAAUCUGUUGUCCCUUUCUGGACUUUUACAUGGAGCAUAAAUAACAGACAAAUUAAAUAGCUACAGGGAUAUUACAUUUUGUAUUUUCCUGAUUGUUACCAUUCAAUUAUUGCAAAUUAAAAGAUGGCCUUUUUUAAAUUUGCAUGUAGUGUAGUACUGAGAAAGUAACUGAAGACAUAGUGGCCUGUAGAAUAUAAAUUGUAAUCUGUGGCAUUAUAUAUCAAGCCAGUAAUGCAUGGCAAAGGCCAAAACCCUACAAUGCAGGAAACUGGACUGCAAUGUUAAUCUAAGAAGUUUCUAACAGAGCAGGAAAAGUAUGGUGCUCAAUGAAUUUCCAUUUAUGUUUCCAUGAAUGAAAUAAAUCUUUUAUAAGUAAUAAGCUCUAUGCAAUUGUUACAGAAGGUAGUGCAAGAUAGCAUAACUUCAUUCAUUUCAACCAGUUAGUAUGGUUUGAAUUGAUAACACAAAUUACAGGGCCAAACUGUUUCAAGAUCAUCACAUACUAUCCAAACUGACCUUUUACGCUCAUCAUUCAGCUGUGGACAUUAAUCACACUUCAGACUUCUCUCUCUAGCACUGCCCAGAGGCAAACUCAGAAGUGUCUUCUACAACAUGAAACUUACAUACAGUCUACAAAAGCUAUUUCAAAAAUCACACUACAUCCAAACAUUCAAGCAUGCUUUUCCCUACUGAUUGUUUCAAGUAGAUUUUCUGUGUCACAUCUAGCCAUUUCUCUAGAAGCUACCAUUGAAUGCUGGUAGCCAGAACCUGAGACUUCAUAUUGGAGUCUCUUCACUGCUUUGUAAGUCUUCAAUAAACUGUGUCUUAGUAACUCACUUCCCAGUCUGCAGGCUGCUGGGGAAGUGGUUGACUCACCCUGGAGUAUUUAAAUACCUGGAGGUAUUUAAAAGACAUGUAGGUUUGGUGCUUAAUGGUGGGUUUGGCAGUGUUAGAUUUAUGGUUGGACUCAAUGUAAAUGACUCUAUGAUUUGCUUUUUAGGUAUUCAGAUGCAACAGUGAGGGAGAUUUAUAUAGGGCUAAGAAGAAAAUGCCAUUGACAGUAUUUAAUUUCUCUAUUUGUAGCAGACAUGAUUUAGUUCAAUACUGAUGAAACUAAGUUCGUAUGUACAUUUUAAUUUAUGUUUAUGUACCUGUUUAAAAAUUCAGUGUAUUAAUAGGCCUAUAUGCUAUUAUAAUACAAUAAUUGAAUGUAUGUGCACCUU
Messenger RNA from Ficedula albicollis (Collared flycatcher), 3632 nucleotides. It is a transcript of the gene STEAP1, whose product is annotated as six transmembrane epithelial antigen of the prostate 1. The coding region runs from base 88 to 1116 and encodes 342 amino acids. The record is from RefSeq and is a predicted model, not a curated record. NCBI's taxonomy places the organism in Eukaryota, Metazoa, Chordata, Aves, Passeriformes, Muscicapidae. Gene Ontology annotation, cellular component: endosome; plasma membrane. The transcript has 5 exons.